Messenger RNA from Diachasmimorpha longicaudata, 7070 nucleotides. It is a transcript of the gene GABA-B-R2, whose product is annotated as gamma-aminobutyric acid type B receptor subunit 2. The transcript is spliced from 17 exons. Gene Ontology annotation, biological process: G protein-coupled receptor signaling pathway; gamma-aminobutyric acid signaling pathway. Lineage: Eukaryota; Metazoa; Arthropoda; Insecta; Hymenoptera; Braconidae. Bases 1195 to 5295 code for a protein of 1366 amino acids. Gene Ontology annotation, molecular function: G protein-coupled GABA receptor activity. Gene Ontology annotation, cellular component: G protein-coupled receptor heterodimeric complex; membrane. The record is from RefSeq and is a predicted model, not a curated record.
UCAGCGAGCUUAACGUGUCGGGGGUGGUGUGUCAUUUUGUCCAAGUAAAUAUCAAAUAGUCAUCAUUGAAGGUGCGACUCUGGGACAAUUUCAGUUUUUUUUUCUCAUUAAUAUGUUGGUUUUGCGGGGCCAAUAGGGGAUGACUCCUCGUGGGGUGAAUUGUGAGGUGUUUGUGAUUGAUUUUGUUAACGGAAAUGUACAAUGAACAAUCACAGAUGAAAAACCAGAUGGCCAGCGGACCAUUUUCCCUAUUUAAUUGGGGGUGAGCUAUCAGUGAGGCUGAUAGCACUAGUGAUUUUCCACGAGUGAUGGUCAGCACCUUUUCUCCUCGGUUUUUACGCCGUUAUUCAGCCCUUUGUCGGGCCUUUUCGGGGGUGGAAAUUUUUUUGAGGCAAUGUGUUAUUUAAAUUAUACUGUGGCACACCCAUCAGCAAUGAAUGAGACAACAUCACGGCAAUGCCAGCGAGUAUUUGCAUAAAAAACCGAUGAGUCGAUUUUAUACCUGCGUUUUGUGAAUACUGGGAAAGGACGACAAAGGAGGAGUAAAAAAAAGUAAUAUUGAAUCGAUGAUAGCGGAAAAAGAAGCAGUAUGAUAUGCGGAAACGAAGUACGUUUUGGAUUACUCGGUCGCGCGGGUCCGUGCGACCUCUCUUUGGUUCCCUUACAUUCGCAUCGACCGCAAGAUACAAGUGACCGAAUGGCUCUACAGAAUAAAAAUGCGGAGUCGCAUCGGCUAAUGAUGAACGAAUUAAACUGUUGAAUCGUAUCUAAUUACGAUCUCUUCUUUCCAUAAAAGAAGAAAGGGGAAAAAAUGUUUUGGAUGACAUGGAUUAGCGGCGAGAGAGAAAUAAUACAUUUUGUUUUGCCGGCGAAUUUUGAAAUGAGAUGAGAUUAUUCACCGACAAGAGAUGAAUUCAAUGUAAUAAUGGCAGCGAAUAAACGGUCGAUUUUCUUUUCACUCCUUUCCAUGUAUUAACAAAAGUGCCAGAAGUUUGACUGAUAAUGGUGAGGAAGAAGUUGUGAGUUUCUGUCGGAAGGAGUGUCGGAAGGCGCCUGACACAACAUGCGUUUGGAAAUAGCUGGACGAAGAUGAAGUGCAUCACAAUUUCCGAAAAUUGUGGGAAAUAGUAGAGAGAGAAUUCAAAUAAAAAAAGUUUGAAAAAGUAAUGCCUUACUAAUGAUUGGAUUCCUACGAUGAUCAGUUGCAAGAGUUUAAUUUGGUCAAUGUCGAAAAUGACUGACAAAGGGAAUUCGAUAGAUCAUCAUCAUCGCAAACGACAGACACGUUUGCGAAUCCUGUUAAAUUUUCACGAUGUUGCUAUCGGGAUUGGUCUUCUCCUCUGUCUCGAUAAAAUAUUACUUUGUAAUGGACAAAAGCCAAUUAAUCUUGGUGGUGUGAAACGCCGUGACGUUUACAUAGCUGGUUUCUUUCCAUAUGGUAGACAUGUACCUGAAAGCCAUAUUGGUCGUGGUGUUAUGCCGUCUGUCAAGUUGGCGGUGGAUCACAUCAAUGACAAUCCAACUGUAUUGAGAAAUUAUCGAUUACACAUGUGGUGGAAUGAUACUGAGUGUAAUGCUGCGGUCGGUGUUAAGGCGUUCUUCGAUAUGAUGCACAGUGGACCGCACAAGGUGAUGCUAUUUGGUGCUGCCUGCACCCAAGUAACGGAUCCAAUCGCCAAAGCCUCCAAACACUGGCGUCUCACCCAGUUGAGCUAUGCUGACACUCAUCCCAUGUUCACGAGUGACAAUUUUCCAAAUUUCUUCAGAAUAGUACCAUCAGAAAAUGCAUUCAAUGCGCCAAGAGUGGCACUCCUCAAUCAUUUCAACUGGACAAGAGUCGGUACAAUCUACCAAAAUGAACCAAGAUAUGCACUAGCACACAAUCGACUCGUCGCUGAUCUCGAUGACAAUAAACUGGAAGUAGUAGAAACUCAGAGUUUUGCAACAGAAGUAAGUGCAGCCCUCGAGAAACUGAAGCGGAAGGAUGUCAGGAUUAUAAUUGGAAACUUUAAUGAGAUAUGGGCCAGAAGGAUAUUUUGUGAGGCUUAUAAGUACAGAAUGUUCGGGCGGAAGUACCAGUGGAUGAUCAUGGGCACAUAUACAGAAAAAUGGUGGUUAAAUGCGGAUGGUGGAUGUGCACCAUCUGAGUUAGCAGAGGCUCUUCAUGGCGCCAUUUUAACUGACCUACUUCCACUCUCGACUGAACGCCAGAUUACAGUUUCGGGCAUCACACCCGACGAAUAUCAAGUGGAGUAUGAUUCACGUCGAGGGAAUGAAUACUCACGAUUCCAUGGUUAUACCUACGACGGAAUUUGGGCAGUGGCCCUUGCCAUUCAGCAUGUAGCUAGGAGAAUACGACACUUCAGGAGAAAUCAGACUGUCGCUGACUUCAAGUACAGAGACCCACUUUGGGAGAAGUUGUUUCUCGAUGCAUUGAGAAACACAAGCUUUGAAGGAGUUACGGGUCCUGUUCGUUUUUACGACAACGAGAGAAAAGCUUACAUACUGUUGAAACAAUUUCAGAGUGGUAAGGAGGUUAAAGUUGGGGAGUAUGAUGGUAUCACAGGCUCGCUGGAUUUCAGCCGAGGUCAGCCCUUGAUUUGGCGUGGAAGAUCACCCCCCAAGGAUCGUACUGUACAUGUUAUAGAACACUCCACCGUUAACAUCACAAUUUACUCAGUUAUUGCAACGGCAGCUGCUGUCGGCAUUGUUAUGGCAGCCGUAUUCCUUGCUAUCAAUAUCAGAUAUAGAAAUCAAAGGUAUAUAAAAAUGUCAUCGCCACAUCUGAACAACCUCAUUAUCGUUGGUUGCAUGUUGACGUACAGCAGUGUUAUAUUUCUCGGUCUCGAUUCGACUCUCUCAAGCGUAACAGCAUUUCCCUACAUUUGCACAGCGAGGGCGUGGCUUUUGAUGGCCGGUUUUUCAUUGGCAUUUGGUGCUAUGUUUUCAAAAACUUGGCGUGUGCAUUCUAUAUUCACGGAUGUUAAGCUCAAUAAAAAAGUGAUAAAAGACUAUCAACUUUUUAUGGUCGUCGGUGUUUUAUUGGUCAUUGAUUUGGCAAUAAUGACGACGUGGCAAGUUGCCGAUCCUUUUUACAGGGAAACCAAACAAAUGGAACCUUAUCCGCAUCCAUCGAGUGAUGAUAUUAUGAUGAUACCGGAGAAUGAGUACUGCCAAAGCAAUAGAAUGACCCUUUAUCUUGGUAGCAUCUAUGCUUACAAAGGUCUUCUGAUGAUAUUUGGCGCAUUUUUAGCUUGGGAGACACGACAUGUUAGCAUACCAGCACUCAACGAUAGUAAAUACGUAGGAAUGAGUGUUUAUAAUGUAGUAAUUAUGUGUGUUACGGGUGCAGCAAUCAGUUUUGUACUUGCUGAUAAACAGGAUACAAUGUUUAUAAUGCUGUCGAUAUUCAUAAUAUUCUGCAGUACAGGGACACUCUGUCUCGUGUUUGUGCCAAAAUUGAUCGAAUUAAGGAGAAAUCCUCAGGGAGCUAUCGAUAAAAGAAUUAGAGCGACUCUGAGACCGUCAUCGAAAACCAGGCGAGACUCAAUAGUUAGCGAAUUGGAGGAGCGUUUGAAGGAGGCGGCGAAGACUAAUCAGAAAUUUCGAAAAGAGCUCUUGGAAAAAGAAUCAGAGAUUCAAAUGUUUAUGAGACGAUUGGGGGAUGAAGCUGGCUUACAGAAUACCAGGGAAGCCAUGACCAAACUUUCAAUUCCACAAAAUCAAGAAACACUCAUCAAAAAAGAGGGUCCUUCGAUGGUAACUGAAACGACGGAUAUUUCAAUGUCAUUGUGCAGCUUAAAUUCAACAACUGUAUCACAACCAGAGGGUGAAUAUGUUAACGUGAUGGCAAUGGAUGAUCAGCAAUCGAUGCCAAAAAAGCCCAUAUUAGCCGGUAAAUUAUCAGAAGACAACAAGCAAAUCCCAGCAAUUUCCAAUACAACGAACUCACCCCUCUCCCAGUACAAGAAAAAAUAUCGGAAUGAAGAAUAUCAAGAGAAUGAACCACUCAUUCAGGAGAAAUCAGGAAAUGACGCUUUACUGAGCACAAGUGCAGAUAUUGGUAAAGCAAAUAUUGACUUUGUAGGAGAGACCGUUGAAGAGUCUGAAGAAUCUAUUGUACUUGAAGAAACUGAUAUACCGCGUGAUGAAAGUAGCAUAGUGAUGAAAAAAAUUAAAGAAACAACGAUUGAUAAAAAAAAAAGACUUCCAACACCUCCACCCCCGAAAAAUGUUUCAUUCGGUGAGCUACAUGAACAAUGCUAUCUUGAACAAACAAUUCUUCCACCGCCGGUACAAUUUGUACCCAAACAUCGCCAUCAAAUUCAUCAUCAAACAUUAACGAAGCGCCGAGCAUCAGUGAAAAAUAAUGGUCUUGCACAUUCUCACCAUCAGUUAUUUGAAAAACGUCGAACAAGUGUGCCAGUAAAUACAAUAAGCUACAUCUCAACUGACAAUAUUUCAAAGGCAGAUGGAACUGAUGAUCAUAGUCAUGUAAUUGGUGAAUGUGGCCAUCGCAGAGUGACAGGUUUUACGAAUAAUACGGGCUAUCGUUGUGAAAAACACGGUGGCAAUGCAACUGCCAAUCGUGGAUCAUCUCAUGGAUAUGCAACAUCCAAUGGUUCAUCUGAUAUAUCAAGAAAAUAUCGUGAAGGUACGGUUAAUGCUAGUUAUUCAGACACGGAAAAACAUGAUGAUUCGAUAGCAACGAUCAUUCAUCGUUCAGUUUCCGAAAAAUCACGGGAGAAAUGUCUACGUAAUCGGGGUAAUCUGGCUCACGUUAUGUCAGAGUGCCGUCAUCGUACAUCUCAUAAGCACCAUGAGUGUCGUCACGCUGAAUCAAAGCUUCGUCAUCAGGCUAGGCUCGAAUAUGUACAAAGUACCCCAAAUGUUGCGACAAUUCACAAUAGUAAAUUUGCCAGCGCUAAUCCACGUGGUGGAGGUGUUCAUCAUCGUGGCCAUAGCAGUGGUGGUGGUGGAAAUACCGGCAGUAGUGGUGCUGUUGGUGGUGUUGGUGGUGUUGGUGGUGGUGGUGGUAGGGUGAUUGUUGGUGGAAAUGCAGUGAUGAGAGGUGCCAAUGGAGGUAGUUCAAGUGGUGUGAGUGGAUCGACUAUCGAUAUAUCGAAUAUGUACAGUGCUGUCUCGGACGGAGAACUCCUUGACCUUGAAAUACUGCCCAUAUUUCAAAAAUUAUUGACAGAACGUCAUAAAACCACUACACGUGGUGGUUACGGUGCUAAUAUUGCAAGCUGUCCUAAUAUAUCUAUCAAAUGUGACAUCGUUGAAUAUCUCUAACGAUUUCAAUUCAUCUGGAAUUUACUAGUUACACAUUAUUUCGACUACGACAAUUAUAAGACCCAAAUAGUACAAUAUUCUUUUUAUUUAAUUCCUUGGCGUCGUUUAAUCGCGUCAAAAGUGUCAAUUAUGUAAGCCGAAGGGGGUGAGAAAUAGCGAGGGCGAAACGAAUAGGAAAAACUUUUGAACAAAAAAAAAAUAAAUGGGAGGAUAUGAGGAAAAAAUUGGAUACUACGCAACACGAAUAUACAUACAUCAAUACAUAUAGCAUGUAAGUAAACACUUACUCACUGCACGUGGGUCACUUUCAUUUAUAAUCGGAGGAUAUUUCUCGAGCCUAAUGAAAAAAUGUCAGAACUUUUUUUUUUCUCAAUCUUUGGAUAGAAAUUUCACAUAAUGUGUCGUACAAUCUCUAAAAAAAUUAUUAUCAUGAAAUACUGAUAAUAUUAUGUAGGGUAUCUAACGGAUUUCGCAGAAAAUUAUGAUGAAAUUUAUUACAUAGUAUUAAUAAAUAACAAAAAUUUAUAUUGGAACCUAUUGAUAUUGAAGAUUUGGAUAGAAUUCGCAAAUGUAAUGAAGUGUUGGUUAUAAUCACAUUUUUUAGUUUUUUGUUAUUGCAAAACUGAUAUCCUAUGGAAACAUAAAAUAUCUCUUGUCGGAAAAUUGUUAAGAAUUUAAUAGAUAUUUAUAAGAAAAAAAAAUUAAACAGAAAAAAAAAACAAAAAAAAUCUUUCAAUAUGAUAAAAACUGUUUACCAAAAAAAUAAAUAAAAAGAAAAAGAAAAUCGCUUAGUGAGAAAUUUGUAUGAAUGUUAGCUGUAUAUUUUUAGCUAAGACAUUCUCAAUAAUGAUUGGAAAAUGAUUAAAUUUAUUAAAUGAAUGAAAAAUAAGCAGAUCGAUCAAUCAUUUCUCAAAUAAAUAUUUCAAAUCAACGGGAACAUAUACCUUUCUAUAAGCUCUCUAAACGUCAUGUUAAAAUCUAAAAAAAUCCGUCUUCUAUUCUAAUCAAUGAAUGUGGGAUUUUCAAUAUCUCGUAUAGAAAGCCUAUAGUUUUUCAUUAUUUCACCGAUAAGUUUGCAAAAGCUCGAAUCAAGGAAAAAACUCAUACAUAAUUGUUUUGUAAAUUUGCAUAAUAUCGUUGGAGAUGUUUGUAGUACUAUAUGCCUCGUUCAUUCAUUUUUUCUACUUCUGAAAAAUUAUAUUAAAGACAAAAAAAAAACAAAAAAAGUUACCGACGAGCUAAAUACGUUAUUACAAAAGAACGGUUGGUCGCGUUGUAUUUCACUGAAACGUCUCCUUGGUAGAUUAUAUUUUUUCGUUCAGAACUGACUUUUUAGAAAGAAAAAAACGAAUUAUCAAAGUGGAAACACCAUCGUAGUGAAAUUGAAAGCAAUUCAACAUUUUGAUUGAGAGUAAAUUUUCGUACUUCUCGAGAGUCUGAGAUGCAACGCAAUCUGCCAAGAAACUAUAUGUAAGAACAAAAAACCAAAAUCAAUACAACAAUGAAAGGAAAAAAAUAAUAAUUAUAUCAUAUUCCGGAAACACGACUCAUUCUUGUGAUACUGUUAAGUUGAAUUUGUACAAGUACCUAUUACAUUGUUACCACGAUCACAUCGCAAUACAUAUAUGUUUAUAAAUAUGAAUAAUUUAACGAAGAAAAAGGAGGAAAAAUUGGAAUGUCUGUAGAGGGAGAGGAAAAACAAAACCGAAAGGAGCAAGGAUAAAAGCGGUUUACAAAAAAAUAACUAAAUAAAUAAAUACUCAUUAAAAAGAAAA